Messenger RNA from Diuraphis noxia (Russian wheat aphid), 778 nucleotides. RefSeq lists its product as uncharacterized. The record is from RefSeq and is a predicted model, not a curated record. NCBI's taxonomy places the organism in Eukaryota, Metazoa, Arthropoda, Insecta, Hemiptera, Aphididae.
UUACUGAUUAGUGAUUUGGUCCAUGAGAACAUCAGUCAUCAGUGACUCGGAGUCUUGGACAUUGGCAACAAGAUUGGCUGGUWAUUCUACCUCGAUCGGGCGACRGGCACUUGCCACCAGCUGYCCUCCUUUGCAUAGCCGGCAGCCGCAUAGGUAUCACUGCACCWAGUGCACCAUAAUUAGUUUAGAGUGUUAUCACGACGGUCGUCCGUGACUAAAGACCAUGUCGAAAUGUCGAAUGUUUUGCGAAAUCUUUUCGGACGGCACCGGCUCCCACAGGCCUCGACCGUGCUCACGAAUUACCUGCGACAAACUAACGAGCCACCGUGGACAUCGUUUUUCAUUAAAUACACGUCGGUAAUCGACGACCAAAGAGGCCGGUCUCACUUCAACUGGAAAACUGGUGACUCAAACUAUCACGUUUUACGUUCCUGCUGUUUUCCGUACAUUAAGUACCACUGCACCAAAAGGCCAYACGAAGAUCUACGAGUAGAAGACCGAUUGUUUAAUAUUUUAAAGAUCGUCAACCUGGGUAUUCCAUUGCUUUUAUAUGGAUUAUCUGCUGUUUUUAUGAUUUCAUAUAAAGAAAUAGUGAAGACACCUGAAGGAGAUGUUUACGUUUAUUUUCUUUUAAAAGAAGACAAAGGCUCAAUACAUUAAAACAAUUUCAAUAUUGGUAGUAGGUAUGUUUUAGGCAAAAGUGAAAUACAUGUUGUUACUUUAUGAAAUAUUUAGGGUUAUUUAAUCUAAGUGUUAAAUAUAUUAUAAAGAAUGUUUA